Messenger RNA from Tachyglossus aculeatus (Australian echidna), 1831 nucleotides. RefSeq names its product transmembrane protein 161A (gene TMEM161A). The record is from RefSeq and is a predicted model, not a curated record. The transcript is spliced from 13 exons. The coding region runs from base 1 to 1803 and encodes 600 amino acids. NCBI's taxonomy places the organism in Eukaryota, Metazoa, Chordata, Mammalia, Monotremata, Tachyglossidae.
AUGUAUGAGCGGCGUGUGAACGUGGAGGCGGGCACGGACAAUCGUCUGCGUAUGUUUGGGGGCGUAUAUGGAUGUGCAGGCGUGGUCGCGCAGUCUUGGUAUAUCUGGAAAGGACACGGGGGUCUUCCGCGGAGGCUCUGGAUCCGCCCUGCCAUUGGCUGGGGGGCCUGCCAAUCAUCCCCAGAACCGCUGGUGAUUGGCCAGAGCGUCCGGCCGGGCGGGGAUUCCGCGCCGGAGCCUUUUAAAGCGUUGGAAGAAGAAGGCAACCCUCCCUCCUUCCCCCGACGCCUGCAGCUGUUGCAUGGUGCGCUCCGGCCUGGGCCCUCCACAAUGGCGGUCAUGGGCGUGCAGCUGGUGGUGAGCCUGCUCAUGGCCAGCCUCAUGCAGAGGUUGGCUCCCCACUACUCCUUCGCCCGCUGGCUCCUCUGUAACGGCAGCCUGUACCGCUACAAGCACCCGUCGGAGGAGGAGCUGCGGGUCUUGGCUGGGAAGCAGAAGCCCAGAGCCAAAAAGGAACGACGGCUGAAUGGUGUGAGUGAGGAGAAACCCCUGUCUGUCCCCCGGGACAUCAACCUGCACCUAGAGACCAGCCCCAUCACUGCCGUGGACGCUCUCGUGCUGCGAUACUUCCUGGAGUACCAGUGGUUUGUGGAUUUUGCCCUGUACGCCAGCGGCGUCUUCCUCUUCACCGAAGGCUACUACUGCCUGGUGGACCGGGCCAAGGAGGCCAACAUCGGUGUGCUCUGGUGCCUGCUCACGGUCGUCUUCUCCGUGAAGGUGUUCUUCAUGGUGAUGCGCCUCUACUUCCGCUCGGAGGAGGGCGGGGAGCGCUCCGUCUGCUUGACCUUUGCCUUCCUCUUCCUGCUGUUGGCCAUGGUGGUGCUGGUGGUGCGUGAGGACAUCCUGGAGUUCGGCCUCGAGGCUGGCCUGGCCAGCGUCACUCAAAACCUGGAGGUGUUGCUGAAGCAGCGAGGCUGGGAGUGGUCUAUUCCCAUCACCAAGCUGACCUUCAAGCUGGGGCUGGUGGCCCUCUGCUCCUUCCUCGGCGGGUGUCUCACCUUCCCGGGCCUCCGGCUGGCACAGACGCACCUGGAUGCGCUCAAGAUGGCGGCCGACCGGCCCUUGCUCCAGCUCCUGCUCCAUGCCAGCUUCCUGGCCCCGGUGCUGGUGCUGUGCCUGUGGAUCAAGCCCAUCGCUCGAGACUUCCUGCACCAAGCCCCCGUGGGGAAAACGGCCGUCCAGCUCCUCUCAGACUCGGCAUUCGACUCCGCCCGUCUCUGGACCGUGGUGGCACUGUGCCUUCUGCGCCUGGCGGUGACCCGGCCCCACUUGCAGGCGUACCUGUGCCUGGCGGAGCGCUGGGUGGAGCAGCUGAAGAAGGAGGCCGGACGCAUCACCAUGCUGGAGAUCCAGCGCAGGAUUGCCCGCAUUUACUGCUACGUCUCGGUGGUGAGUCUGCAGUACCUGGGCCCCAUCAUCCUCACCCUACACUGCACGCUGCUGCUCAAGACCCUCGGUGGCUACUCCUGGGGCCUGGGCACCGUGCCCCCAGCCCCCUCCUUGCCCGCCGCAGCCCCGGCAGCCGGGCGACUCUCUUCCAGCCUGCCCGAGGAGGAUGGGGAGGAGGAUGACGUUCAGGCAACGGUGGAGCAGAUCACGGGAGUCCUGGGGGCGCUGAGCGGCCUCUUCACGCCCCUCUUCUUCCGCGGCCUCUUCGCCUUCCUCACCUGGUGGACGGCCGCCUGCCAGGUGGUCACCAGCCUCUUUGGCCUCUAUUUCCACCAGUACCUGGCGGUGUCCUAGCCCCUCCCCCGGGGUGGGGGGCAUAACC